AUGACGUACGAAACGAUGCUGGAUCUUCGUGAGACCUUCUCGGGCGUCAUGGGCGCCUGUUGUUGUGUGUAUACAGGGCUUCCUUUUGAGGUAAUAAAGGUGCGACUACAGACGCAAAGCAGCAGAAACGCGUACAAGGGCGUAACUGACGCCUUCCGUCGCAUUACCACUGAAGAAGGCGUCGUCGCUCUCUGGAAAGGUGCAAUCCCAGCGCUUUCUAGUUCUGUUAUUGAAAACUCGGUACUUUUUAGUGCCAAUGGUUUUGCCAACCGUGCUGUAUUAUCAAUGUAUACCAAGCAGUGCAUAGAGCAUGAGAAAGAGUAUCAGUUUUCGAUAUUACAUGAAGGAUGUAUGGGAGCCUUCGCUGGCUGUUUCUCCGCGACGGCAAUUACAAUACCGGAAAACAUCAAGUGUAAGCUGCAGUUUCAACGUGGUCAUUUAGGUGAAGGAUGUUACUAUGGACCUUGGGACUGUUUGGUAAAGGUGGGCAAGGAAGAAGGUCUCAAGGGACUGUUUCGAGGGUACUCAGCACUCUUACUCCGUGACGUACCUUUCAGCUUCUUCUUCUUUGGAUCGUAUCAAGCAUUUACGUCUACAGUCGCCAAAGUGCUGGGUAAGGAAUCCAAGAAUGACCUGAACCCACUUGCGAUUCUUGCUAGCGGUGGCCUUGCCGGCGCUUCCAGUUGGGGCAUCAUGUUUCCCGCGGACGUGCUCAAGUCACGAAUGCAGACGGCUAGCUCGACGGAACCGCUCUCUCUGCGGGGCGCCUUCCGUGCAGUCUACUCAGAGUUUGGUAUCCACGGAUUCUACCGCGGCUGGUCAGCCGCUGUAUUGCGUGCGUUCCCGGCCAACGGAUCGCUUUUUCUUGGUGUAGAGAUGACACACCGAAUUUUUCGUUGGUUCGACGCGAAGUAUACAGUCUAG
This is a messenger RNA of Peronospora farinosa, 924 nucleotides long. NCBI's taxonomy places the organism in Eukaryota, Oomycota, Peronosporomycetes, Peronosporales, Peronosporaceae. The record is from the annotation of a GenBank genome assembly.